GAUCAGGCCCGCCCCCCCCCGUCUCGCCCCUCUCAUCGAGCCUGUUACCUUUCCCUCCUGGGCAUUGGACCGGGUCCAUCGUCAUUCAUCACGCCCGCAGCAGGCGGCUCUCUGUGCAGCGCUCUGCACAUGGAAGAGGGGUUUGGUGGGAGCCGCGCGUGGUCCCUCCUGGCUUGUUCCCCAAAAAAAGGAGAGAGCCAUUUCGAACUCGCAGACCUGUCAUCAUAGCAACGCUGCCAGCAUCAUCCAGCGUCAGCCAUCGUCGUCAAAGCACCGCUCCCGCAUCAUCGCCGCCGCGUCUCCUUGUCCCUCACCCGCCCUAGCCGCCCCUCUCUGUCCCUCGGGCCCCUUGCUGGCUGCUGUCUGCCCGUCCAUCCGUCCGUCCGUUCUCUACCCGUCCGGUCGCCGGCUCUGCUGCUGCUGUUGUGCCGUCGCGACUCGCGACGCCCACUCACACCUCACUCACACACACGGGCGUUCGUUGACACACCUCCUCUCCACCCCCCCAGUCUGCGUUCCCUCCCGUGUCCCCUUCCCUCUUCUCCCCCCCCUCCGGGACGGCGACAGCAUCGUCAAGGAUGCCGAGCUUCGGUCGCUUGAGCAAGCACAGCAACCGUUCGCAGCACGCAUUAGCCGAGCCCCCGCUGCCCGCUGUCGCGCCCGUCACUGGCCCCGGGUCAGGCUCUGCCGCUGCUUCGGGCUCGGGCCCAGGCGCAGCAGCCACGGUCCCUGCGCCUACCGCCAGCAGUACAAGUCAUAAUAAUAGCACCACCACCGCCGCCGGCGCAGGUGCACCGCCAGGCCAGGCCGACUCGCCAGUCGACACAACCCCCCAAUCAGCCUUGUCCUCCACCGCCGGCCUCAGCUCCAACGAGCACUUUGUUGACGCCCAGCAACACCAACUUUCACAGCAGCCGCAACACCCAACGGCCUCAUUGCCGUCGUCGUCGUCGUCGCAGCAGCAGCAGCCGCCGCCGCCGCCGCACUCGCAGCAGCACGCGAAUUUUUACGGCCAUCAGUCGGCUGGCGUGAGGCUCCCGCCGCUGCAGACCUCAUCUGACGUCGCUCACGGCGGUUCGCCCGUUUUUGAUGCUCGUCACCAGCACCCUGCGACCCCCAUCGACUUUGCCGACGCUGCUGCAGUCAGCCGCUCCCAGAACCAACGCUACGACCCAUCCGCUCACCACCUAACUCAACAGCACCACCAGCAGCACCCCCAGGUCUACGGUAUCGCCUCCGGCUCCAUUGAGGACCUGCCGAGCGCGGGGACCUACCAGCCGUCCCCAAUUGCAACAAACGCUCCCGAGAAGCGGUCCACGCGCAAGCUGUUCAAGGGCUUCUUCGGCUCUGGUCGGAGCUCUCACGACCCCGCGCCUCCGCAGCAACACGGCCACGCUCACCAAGGCUCCUACGAUAACACCGCCGGACUUGCACGCAGGCCGUCCAAGAGAAUAAGCAACCCUCCUCCCAUCAUCAAGACUGGGAACCUGCCGCAGGCCACCCAGCACCAGCAGCACCAGCAGUCCAGCUCCGACCGCGACUGGUACCAGGGUCCGCCUAGCCAACAGCCCUCACCACUGCACGACCUGGGCGAGGUGGACGAGUACCCGUAUUCUGCCCAAGAGUCUAACCCCCAAAUUCACCCGCAGGACUCGAGGAUUGUCUAUCCGAGUACGACCAUCCGCCAAGUUUCUCGCGAGCAUCUCGACACGUCGCCCUACGACGAGGAGCUGUAUCAGGCGUCGGACCACCUGCCCCACCAAACCCACCAGCACCAUCAGCAGCAGCACCACCAGCCGCAGCCGCUGCAACGUCAGGGAACGCUGCACCUUCAGGACCAACAAAUCCACUACGAGCCCCAGCAGCAGCAACCACAACCACAACCACAACAACCACCACCACCGCAACAGCAGCAGCAGCAGCAGCAGCAGCAGCAGACUGCGACGUACGACCUGCAGCCACCACCACCGAGCCACCAGCAACAACAGUUUCAUCACGGGGGCAAUUCACCGCAGGGCCCUUAUCAGCUCGGUCAAGAACCUCGUCUGAUAACCAGCCACUUUGGCGUACAACAAAACCCUGAGACCAUCUCCCAGCUUUCGCACGAAUCGCCGAUAACCGACCCUGAUCAGAGGUCUGCCAAUCAGCAGCAGUCGGCGCAGAGCUCCCCCGCCGUGCACUACGCCUCUGCCCAGGACCUAGAUCCGUCCCUGUCGACUCCUAACCCGCCUCCCGUCCAGCAGGUGACCAAUACACAAGCCCAAGCCCUGCAACAAUCUGCGAUGGCUCCUCCCGGAGGCGCCUCGGCCCCGAGUCGACGCCUGGACAACGAAAAGGCUCUCCGAGGCCAGAUCGAGCCGCCACCGGGCCCGCCGCCCGGGUAUCGCCAAGGCGGCGUGCCCAUGAACGUCAUGAGCCCUCUUCCGCCCCCACACGGCCAGGGUGGCCCCCAAAACCCCGCCUACCGAAGUGAUCGAGCAUCGCAGUUUGAAGGGUCAGGUGUCGUCGAGCAGGGGCGAAACAGCCCGCAGCCGUCAAACCCCGACCGCGAUGCCGACCCAGACAAGCAGUUCAAGGAUCUCCUCACGAAGUACAAGAACGUGAAGCGACUCUACUUUGACGGCAAGUCCCAAAUAGAGCAGCUCACGAGCCAGGUUGAGACACUCCAAAACGCCGUUGCGAAUCAACGCAUGUCGGCGUCCCGUACGGCGUGGGACGACAACGAAUAUACCACCCGAUUCAACCGCCUCAAUGGUGCCAUCAACAACCUAGCGUUCAACAUCCGCAAGGACUGGCGCAGCCUGCCGCAAUGGCUCGAAGGUUACGUGAGCGCCGACGCGCUCAAGACGGGCAAACAGGAGAUGACCGCGGUUGGCCGAGCCAUUGUCUCGAGAUGGCUCGUAGAUGAGAUAUUCAACAAGUGCUUUCACCCUGCGCUCGACCCGCAGCUCAGCUCCCAGCUCAAGGAGAUUGAGCUUAGCAUCCGGGGCAACGCCUACACGAUGCACAGCCAAGCAGAGUUCGACGCGCUGACGACCAAGGUGGUGAACUGGAGGAUGGCAACGUUGGAUGGCCUGCAGAAGAAGUUCAACUCGGCGACGGACAACAGAGCGAUGUUUACGAGCAAAGCGACGUCAGACCUGACUGCACACCUCUAUCAGCAUCUAAGCAGCCCCCCGCCUGCCGGAGUUGAAGGCAGCACGUCCAUGAUCGCGGAGCUGGCAGUGGCGAUCGCGUCGAGCCUUCCACUAGAGAGCCGUGAUGUAGCCAUCAUGUACCCUCUGCCUGGGGAGAUAGUGCAGCCGCACCUGAUGGAGGUUGAGAAGACGGGCCUGCCGGUCCUUGAGAACCAAAAGACCGAGGCAGACGCAGGCGGGGACGACGACGACGACGAACCGGAUAAGGAAAAGGACAAGAACGGCCGGAUGCGAGGUGACAAGGUCAAGGCCGGUAUGUUGACAAGCGGGCCCAUGAAAGCUCUCGAGACGGGCCGGAACGGCAGUAACGCGUCGCUUGCCGAACGCAUGAGUACUGACAGGGACACUCAUGCAGGACUUCCCAACGACGCUGGCAACGUGCGGCUCGCGGGGUUCGUUGCGUUGGAAGUUAGGGGCCGCCAGGUGCUGAUCAAGGCGCCGGUGUGGACGAUCUGAAGGGCCUUGUGGAUUGGAGCGCAUUGAUGGGAGUCCAGCAGCGACGAAUUGACAUCGGAACGGUGACGGAGGAUAAGACGUGUGCAUUUUCGAGUUGGCGAGAUGUCAUGAUGAUAAAAUGGGCCGAGGCGAUACCAGGAACUCAAUAGGGUGCACGGAAGGUGGCCAGGAGUUGGCCACGGGAUUGCAUCAUGGCGGCGUGGAGCGAUGCAGUGCCUCGCAUUGCGGUACGGUAUAAGGCAGAUUCCUGUUACCAAAGAGAUGCAUAUCUGAGGGCUGAGCGCUUUCAAGUGGUGCGUCGGUAUGCGCGCAGGACCGCGAUGGGGUGGACGCGACGAUGUGAAGGCUCGGUGGACGUGUUGUGUAGAAUGGGGACGCAAAAGUCAAUUGGCGCCACGGCUGUGAGCACCGAGAUGCUGUGACGACACUAGUAGUAAUACAAGGUGAGAAUCACAUCCAGCCAA
Molecule: messenger RNA, 4117 nt
Organism: Purpureocillium takamizusanense
Lineage: Eukaryota; Fungi; Ascomycota; Sordariomycetes; Hypocreales; Ophiocordycipitaceae
Exons: 2
Coding region: 579-3653 (1024 amino acids)
Source: RefSeq, a predicted model, not a curated record